Messenger RNA from Laetiporus sulphureus 93-53, 1619 nucleotides. Its product is annotated as thioredoxin-like protein. Gene Ontology annotation, biological process: response to endoplasmic reticulum stress. Gene Ontology annotation, cellular component: endoplasmic reticulum lumen. The transcript is spliced from 6 exons. Bases 253 to 1347 code for a protein of 364 amino acids. NCBI's taxonomy places the organism in Eukaryota, Fungi, Basidiomycota, Agaricomycetes, Polyporales, Laetiporaceae. The record is from RefSeq and is a predicted model, not a curated record. Gene Ontology annotation, molecular function: protein-disulfide reductase activity; protein disulfide isomerase activity.
CGUGGAUUAUGUCGAACGAAACAAAACGUCAAGAGUGAUCUUUUACGAGAAAGGCAUAGUUGGCGAAUCAAGUUGAAUUGAAUUAACGGUGCAGUCUUUGCAUAGUGAAUCGUGGUGAUAGCCAGCUGGAGAGUUGCGGGCGGGCAGACACGUCAGCGUGACAUUUGACGCGGCGAUCUGCAAACAACUUUGUCCUUGAACGUUGAACGUUGAACUCUGAACUUUUCUACCACUGCAUCAACACCAAUCACCAUGUACUGGACAGUAUUGCCAUCUGUGCUUCUGCCCCUCAUUCUAGCCGUAUCACCUCCACUGGUAACUGCUGCGUUGUUCCCUACAAAUACGCAGGUGAAGAUGCUGGACGCGCUGGGUUUCAGGAAAUCCAUGAAGCAGAAUUCAACUUCCGUAGUUGCUUUCGUAGCGCCGUGGUGCGGGCAUUGUCAGAGGAUGGCACCCGAGUACAGCAAGGCCGCCGAAGCACUCUCACCCAUGGUUCCUCUUUAUGCUGUAGAUUGCGAUCAAGAUGCGAAUAAACGGCUCUGUUCGGAACAGGGUGUGCAAGGGUUCCCCACAGUCAAGCUGUAUCCUCGUGGUGGGAAGUCCCAACCAAUCAGCUUUGACAGCGGGAGCCGCACAGCCAACAACUUCUUCUAUUGGGCUUCCCGGAAUAUUCCACAUGGUGUGAAAAGACUUGAGAAAGUGGCAGAUAUUGCGGAUUGGUCCAACAAAAAUGUCGCAAAACCUCGCGCCCUCCUUUUGACGUCGAACAAGGACAUCCCUCUCAUGUGGAAGGCCUUGGGAAACAAAUACAAGGAUUCGAUCACUUUCGCUAUUCUAUACGACAAAAGUGGAAAGGGCGCGGUGAAACUAGGUGCAGAGGAAACCGCGGAUAAGGGAUCCAAGGUUCUCAUAUACCCUGCAGGGUCACCGCAUUUUGCCCGGUUCGAAGGCAGUCAGAAAUACAAACCACUUGACAAGUACCUCAAAGAUGUUGUGGAUGGUACAGCUGUCUUCCCUGAAGAUCAAUCGAAAGACGGAACUCGGUCAAUGUCAGUGCCUUCGACGCCAGAAGGCCAAGAAGUCCUCCGUGCCGCGGGAGCGUCGGCGAGAGAUGAAGCCACAGAAAGCUCCCCUGUAUCCCCGAAUUCUCCCGUUCCCAACUCCGACACCGAACCGAGCGAUAAAUUGGAAUCUCCCACAGCGUCACCUGAAGAUUCUACCAUUGUGAGCUUGAACGACAUAGACGGAAUAUACGAAGCGAAGCUAGUAUCUGCAUCGGCGGAAAAAGCUGGUGGAGAAUCGGGGAAGAGGAGUGAGGAGGGCAAUCAUGCCAAGGAUGAGCUGUAGAUUGUAUCUUUUUCACCCCUGGAUCUGAUAUCUCUUGUACGUGUACACUAUUCCAGUCGGUACCGGAUACCCUCACGUGAUCUAGGCUAGUAGUUACAUCGUUAAGAUAGGCCGCCCUACAUGUCGAAUGUUGAUUGCCUGAGGACUCAAGCUCAAGUACUCACCGGGCCCCAACAAUUUUGGUUAUAACGAGCGGCUCUGGAGAUAAUGAGUGGUCAAUAUGUGCUAUGUGCAACAGCAUCGAUGCUGGACGCGGUCGCCGUCUGGAAUAC